AACAACAUUUUUGUUCAGCCAUAACGAUAAGGUUGUUCUUUUUUCAAUCUCACAAAUCAAGAAUCGACUAACCAAUGGCUUCUUAUAACUAUUCUAUUUCAUCAAAUGUUGUAGUUCUUCUGUUGUUGAUGCUAUGCACCUUUGGCUCUUUUUCUACUGGCUCUGUUGGCAACUUUUUUAAAGAUUUUGAUAUAACAUGGGGGGAUGGACGUGCAAAAAUACUCAAUAAUGGCAAAAUUCUCACUCUCUCCCUCGACAAAGCUUCCGGGUCUGGCAUACAAUCCAAGAACGAGUAUUUAUUCGGAAAGAUCGACAUGCAACUCAAGCUUGUUCCCGAUAACUCUGCUGGCACCGUCACCACUUACUAUUUGUCUUCUCAAGGUCCAAACCAUGAUGAGAUAGACUUUGAAUUCUUGGGGAAUCUUAGUGGCGAACCUUACAUUGUUCACACUAAUAUAUAUACACAAGGCAAAGGUGACAGGGAGCAACAGUUCUUCCUCUGGUUUGAUCCCACUGCUGAUUUUCACACUUAUUCCAUUCUCUGGAAUCCUCGAACAAUCGUUUUCUACAUUGAUGGCACGCCGAUCAGAGUAUUCAACAACCUGGAAUCGCGUGGAAUUUCAUUCCCGAAGAACCAGCCAAUGAGGGCUUAUUCGAGUCUGUGGAGUGCAGAUGAUUGGGCAACAAGAGGUGGCCUUAUAAAGACUGAUUGGAGUAAAGCUCCAUUUACAGCUUCCUUAAGAAAUUUCAAGGCCAAUGCUUGUAUAUGGAAAUCUGAAAAAUCUUCCUGCAAGAAUUCAUCCUCAAAACCAUGGUCCUCACAAGAGCUUGAUUCUGAAAGUCAAGAAAGACUGAAAUGGGUGCAUAAAAAUUACAUGGUUUAUAAUUAUUGUCAAGAUACAAAACGGUUCCCUCAGGGCCUUCCUCAAGAAUGCACUUUCAAUGCUACAAGCAACAAUUAGAGACAGGAAAAUAAGUAGAUAUCAUAUAUAUUGUGUAAAUUUUCUUUUUUCCUUGGCGUAUUUUGGGAUUCAAGAAAUAAAUGCUGCCACAGGAUCAGUAUCAUAUUUUGGUAAUGUACAUACAAUAAUUCAUACUUAUUAUAAAAACAGAGGGAUUUGUUAAAA
Olea europaea var. sylvestris is the source of this 1127-nucleotide messenger RNA. RefSeq names its product xyloglucan endotransglucosylase/hydrolase protein 22-like. The transcript has 3 exons. The record is from RefSeq and is a predicted model, not a curated record. Gene Ontology annotation, molecular function: xyloglucan:xyloglucosyl transferase activity; hydrolase activity, hydrolyzing O-glycosyl compounds. Bases 75 to 962 code for a protein of 295 amino acids. Gene Ontology annotation, cellular component: apoplast; cell wall. NCBI's taxonomy places the organism in Eukaryota, Viridiplantae, Streptophyta, Magnoliopsida, Lamiales, Oleaceae. Gene Ontology annotation, biological process: xyloglucan metabolic process; cell wall biogenesis.